AGGGUGUUAUUCGUUCAGGUCACCAGAGGUCACCAUUGCGCGGUAGGCAGAAGGUUGCUGUGAAUCGAUUUGAAUUGGAUUGUGACUAUUAUUAUUCUCAGCUGAGGCCGGAUCGGGUGCGUGGAGCGGCGGUGUGUGAGCGGAGCGCCCCCCGUGGUUCGGGAUGCGCAGUGCGCUCCGCAGCUGACUGAGGACGCUGCAGCGUAAACAAGACGAGCCCGCAGCGCCGUGUCAAAGGUAUUUUACUUCUGACCUUAAAUGAGCGCGAUGAUGACCCCUGCGUGGGCUUCUCGGCGGGGAGCUGCUUCCACUGCGCAACGACUUCAUUUCUGCAGCGGAGAAUCUGCCUUUUUUUCUGCCUUCUUUUUUUGAAUGAAACUGGACAUCAACCAGUCACCACACCGCCAAACGCAUCGCCGGAUUACACCAGAUGGACUUUGCCGUGGGGGAAGUAUCGACUCUCCUUUUGAAUCGGUCUAACGGCAUGAGUAACCGGGACGCAUCUGACGACACCGCUGCGUCCGGGCGCGCGACCCCGCCGCUCCGACCACCGAGCGACCGCGUGCCCUGCAACAAGACCGGCGUGUGCUCCCGCUCCUACUUCGUGGUGGUGAUGGUGUUUUUUCACGUGUACAUCAUUAACGUCAUAGCGCUGCUGUUUUACGUCCACUAUAACAACGGGCAGGAAGAUGCCAACCAGGGUCUCGAUGCUCCGAGCAGAAACCACCCGCACGCCGAGUCCAGACCUCCGCCAUCGAAGUCUGCGCCUCUGCGCGACGUUUCCCUAACGCGAAUCGAGGGGAUACGGGUGGGACACGUCCAGAAGGUGUCACUGGUGCCAAGCAAAGUGCAUGAAAUGAGGACUCUGAGUCUGAAACCGCUGCUGUUUGAGAUCCCAGGGUUUUUGUCCGAGGAUGAGUGCCGUGUGGUAAUGCAGCUUGCGCAGCUAAAGGGCCUAAUGGAGAGUCAGCUGAUGGUGCAAGACGGCCAGGAGGAGCUGGCCAAGGAGCUCAACCUCAGCCCAGAGGAGAUCUUCAACCUUCUGGAUAUCAACCAGGAUGGACAAUUACAGCUCCAUGAGAUACUGACUCAUUCUCGAGUGAGGGACGGGAUCUGGCUCACACCGGAGAAUCUAAGAGAAAUCUAUGCUGGGCUCAAAGCUGACAAGGAUGGUAAUGAUUUGCUGAGCCUAGACGAGUUUAAGCUUCUGAGCAAUGAUGCCUUCCAGCGCUUCCUGCUGCAGCGAGGCGUGAAGAGGAGUCAGCUGGUGAGGAACAGCAGACACACCUGGCUGUAUCAGGGCAAAGGAGCACAUCGGGUCCUCCGAGACAUCAAGGCGAGAGUGACUCGUCUCUCUCGGCUCCCGCCCGCAUUGGUGGACCUCAGUGAGCCCCUCCAGGUGGUUCGCUAUGAGGAAGGAGGACACUACCACGGCCACCACGACAGCGGCCCUGUGUAUCCCGAAACCGCAUGCACGCACACGCGCUCCGCGGCCAACACCUCCACUCCUUUUGAGACGUCUUGCAGGUACAUUACAGUUCUCUUCUACCUGAACUCUGUCGAGGGGGGCGGGGAGACCGCGUUCCCUGUGGCAGACAACAGGACCUAUGAUGAAGUGUCUCUCAUACAGAAUAACGUUGAUCUUUUGGACACCAGAAGGAAUUGUGACAAGAGCAACCUGAAGGUGAAGCCUACCAAAGGCACAGCUGUGUUCUGGUACAACUACCUGUCUGAUGGAAAAGGUUGGGUGGGAGAGCAGGAUGAAUAUGCACUGCAUGGAGGCUGCGUGGUCACCCGUGGCACUAAGUGGGUCGCAAAUAAAUGGAUAAACAUUGAUCCAGAUUACCAGCGGCAGGCUCGCUAUCAGCAGCUGGUUUCACAGCAACCAGAGGAUGAAGAUGACGAAGGUUUUCCUUUGAACCCGGACCAACGUAGUUCUGACACCCAUCAAGAAUUGUAGUUCAGAAACCAAAUGUAUACACAAAAACAACUUUAAAAUCUACCUAGUCUUCCUCAGUUGUACAACUUCAUAGUGCAAGAUCCUCUGCGUCAAGACAAGAUUUAUUCAGGGAAUGAGGUCAGAUUGAGUUUAUGCAACUGUAAAGAGAUGAUUUUGUUAAAUAUUACUUAGAUAUUGUAAUCUAGAGAUGCAACAAUACAGAUAUCUGUCUGGUACUGACUCAAAUUCCUGGAUCAUCAUCAUUUUAGUACCUUAAUAUACAUAUAUGUAUUUAUUUGUUACAUUUUUUUAUCAAAGUUAAGAAAGCAAUGUUUGGGGCAGGUCGGAUGUUGCUUUACACAUUACACAAGACUGAUCGCACAGUGAGGCAUACAACUUAUUGACUAAAACACUGGUAUCCGUAUGUUAUUUUUGAAUUUCCCAUUUUAGUAACGUUGCACUAGAGACUUUAGUAAUGUUGCACUAGAACAGUUGAGACAAAAAAUAUCCCUUUGCAUGCAUUAGCUUCACAGAUUGUCUUUUUGUUGUUGCUAUAAGCAGAAAUUGCACUUAAAAAUUGAAAUGGCUACUGCAAACAUUUUAAUGUCCUACCUUGUUAAUGCUGCCACUACCAAAAAAGGCUCACACUGUCUGUGUGAUGCAUGUUGUCUCGUAUUUGUUCCUUGAAUUAUUUUCUAACAGAUUCUUCUUGAAAGCUAUUGUUGAGAGGUUUCAUUUUAUUACCUGUAAUUUUCACUAAAAAGGCCCUUUAUUGUCCUCCCACUUUGAAUAAAGAUACAUUAAACUUA
Gasterosteus aculeatus aculeatus (three-spined stickleback) is the source of this 2748-nucleotide messenger RNA. RefSeq names its product prolyl 4-hydroxylase, transmembrane b (gene p4htmb). Gene Ontology annotation, cellular component: endoplasmic reticulum. Gene Ontology annotation, biological process: peptidyl-proline hydroxylation to 4-hydroxy-L-proline. Lineage: Eukaryota; Metazoa; Chordata; Actinopteri; Perciformes; Gasterosteidae. The record is from RefSeq and is a predicted model, not a curated record. Gene Ontology annotation, molecular function: L-ascorbic acid binding; iron ion binding; procollagen-proline 4-dioxygenase activity.